Anoplophora glabripennis (Asian longhorned beetle) is the source of this 5360-nucleotide messenger RNA. RefSeq names its product fibroin heavy chain-like. Lineage: Eukaryota; Metazoa; Arthropoda; Insecta; Coleoptera; Cerambycidae. Bases 61 to 5265 code for a protein of 1734 amino acids. The record is from RefSeq and is a predicted model, not a curated record. The transcript is spliced from 14 exons.
UUUCCAGAUCUCCGAUUAGUGAAGAACAGGUAGGGUAAGGAGAUACAAUUGCGUUUGGCCAUGAAACAUAAACUGAGUUUGUUGUGGUUGCUGAUAGUCGCCGCGAAUCUGUCGGCCGGCCACGACGUUAAGGGAGGAUCGUACAGCGGCAGUUUCAGUAGUUCACAUUCGUCUUCAUCAGCUUCAUCGUACAGCAGCUCCAGUCAUAAUUCUUUUUCGAGCACCGGUGACUUGGGUGACAUUGUAAAGACCGGACCCUAUGUAGGCAGUUCAUCGUUCUCUUCUGCUAGCGCCAGCGCCAAGGCCGAGGCCAAUGCUGGGUCAUUUUCCGGUUCUAAAGCGGGAGCUAGUGCUAGCGCCGGUGCUUUUGCAGGAGCAGGAGCUCAUGCUGGGUCAGGAGCAGGAGCUCAUGCUGGGUCAGGAGCAGGAGCUCACUCAGGAUCGGGAGCUUUCGCGGGAUCAGGGGCCCUAGCAGGGUCUGGAACUGGGGCUUAUUCAGGAUCAGGAGGUGCAGGAUGUGGAACUUUAGGCGGAACAGGAUGCGGGGGAGCAGGAGGAGCAGGAUCGGGAGCUGGAGGUGGCUCUGGAGCGGCAUCAAAGGCUAAUGCAGGCGCUGGUACCGGUGGCGGUAUUGGGGUAGCACUAGGAGGACCCAGUCAUGGAGUUGGUGCAAGUGGCGAACUCUCAGGAUCUACCGAUGGAAGGUAUGACGCUUUUGGAGGUUCUGCAGGUCCUCAAUUGGACGGUAGCAGCAACACGAUAUCGGGAAUCGGUUCUUAUAAACCUGGAGGUAUCUCAGGUGGACCCAGUGGAAGUUCCCUCACUCAAAGUGGAAGUAAUUCAAGCCCUGGUAGUGGAAACUAUGGAGGAUUCGCUUACACGCCAUCAAGUGGAGGAUAUCCGGGAAGCAGCACUAACGCAGUAUCCGGUGGCAAAGGACCUUGUUGUAAAGGACCUUUUCCUGGUCCAAAGGGCAGUAUUUACGAUUCCAAACCAGCCCCAGCCGGAGGUGGCGGACCUGACCCAGCUUGGUUAACGGGACCAGGAGCCACAGGGAGUCCAAUCGGCAUCCCCGAACCUGGCGUUACUGUAUCGUCUAGUUUAAUUCACAAACUGCCAGGUUCCAAAGGUACUAUUUACGACAGCAAACCUUCUUCAAAUACCGGUUCUUUUGUUCCCGGAAGUCCAUCAGGGGGUUCUUACGUAUCUCCGGGACAUGGAGUUACACCAAGUGGAGUCGCAAAUGUUAUCGGCACCCUACCUGGACCUUCUGGAAGUAUAUUCAGCAGUAAACCAGCUACUGGCGCAGUUUCAUUACCUGGAACUAUAGGUUCAUCAGGAGUUAAAGCUCCUGGUGUAAUAGGAGCCCUUCCAGGAUCAUCUGGUAGUAUAUACGACAGUAAGCCAGUCACCGGCACUACUCCUGCAUCUGGAAUUCUUAUUCAUGGAACUUCAGCCCCUUCAUUAGAACCUGUUGGAGUUCCUAGCGUGAUCGGUACGCUUCCAGGGCCAUCCGGCAGUAUAUACUCGAGUAAACCUUCAGCGGGAACGGGUACUACACCUUCUGGCGGAACCUACACGGUAGGAGGAUCGUACGACUAUACUCAAUCAGGAGCUUCUAGUUCACAAAGUACUUCUGGUAUAUCAGGAUCAUUCGUAGGAACUUUACCCGGUCCAAGUGGAAGUAUAUACGACAGCAAACCGGCCGGCGGUACCUCAGGUGCCCCUAGCAGCCAUCCUAUAGUUGGACCUGUUUGUAGUUACACACCUGGUGCGAGACAUAAGCCUUCAUGUAUACCUGGAUCUUCAUCAACUGGAUCUACUGGCAGCGGUUAUCAUCCUGGUGGUUCUGGAAUCCCUGUUAAUGUAGGACCUGGUGGAUCUCCUAUUGGCUCUGGAACUGGUUAUCAACCUGGUGGUUCUGGAAUUCCAGUUACUGUGGGUCCUGGGCCUUUACCAGGUGGAUCUUCUGUCGGCUCUGGAACUAGUUAUCGACCUGGUGGUUCUGGAAUUCCAGUUAGCGUAGGCACAGGACCUGGAACUGGUUAUCAUCCUGGUUCUGGAGUUCCUGUUACUGUAGGUUUUGGAUCUUUGCCAGGUGGAUCUUCUAUUGGCUCUGGAACUGGUUAUCAACCUGGCAGUUCUGGAAUCCCAGUUACUGUAGGCACAGGACAUUUACCAGGUGGAUCUGGAGUCGGUUAUCAUCCUGGUCCUAUAAUUCCCGUUGGUGUUGGCACUGGGCCUUUACCUGGUGGAUCUCCUGUCGCACCUGGAAGUACUGGCGUCCCAGUUUAUGUUGGUCCUAGUGGAUCUCCAGGUAGUGGUGGUUUAUCCGGACCUUUCCCGGCCGCUGGUUCUGGUUGCAAAUAUGUUCCUGGUACGAAAACUAAAUUGUGCUCUGGCUUACCUUCCGCUGGAACACCAACUCCCGCUUUCGGACAAAGCGGUCAAUCUACAGCUGGGGCAGAUGCUAAUGCCGAUGCUGGAGCUGACUCAGGAAAAUAUUCUGGUUCAUAUCCUGGCUCCUCCUCGGGCCCAUCAGGAAGUGGUGGCAAACCUGGUGUUCCUUCCUCACCUUCCGGUUCUACACCAAGUGGCGCUGCCGGGUGUUGUAAUGGUCCCUUCCCUGGUCCAAGUGGCAGUAUUCAUGACAGCAAACCAGUUUACGGCAUUUCUGGAUCAACCAGUUCUGCAGAAGCAGGAGCCAAGGCCAACGCGGAUUCAUCUACCUCAUCAGGUCAGUUCUCUGGAUCUACCCCAAGUGUAGAUGGAGCGUUCACCAGCAAACCUCUUGGCUCCAUUUCUGGUAGCGGUAGUGCUACCUCGUCAGGUUCUAGUAUUUCCACUUCUUCCGGAAGCUCUGGUUCUACUAUCGGUGGUAGCUUCACUACUACAAGACCCGGCGGAAGUUUUGUUUUUGUUAGCAAAGAGGACAAAGAUUCACCAUUAACUUCAGGCAGUUUCUACGAUAAACCAGGAUCCGGACAAUUCCCAUCGUUUGCCCAGCAAAAGCCAAGCGGCCCUAUCACUACUGGAAGUGGAGUAAGGCCCUCAGAUAAAGAUAGCGGCGAUUUUGGACCUGGUACUGGAGUUCUUCCAAUUGACGGAUCCCAAUCUCCGUCAUACGGAGGCUCAGCAGGUCCUUCUACCCCUUCAGGAGGAAUUGGAUUUGGAAGUGGGUCUCAAGUUGGUACAACUCUAGGAUCAGGUAGCAGUUCAGGAUCUGGUGGAGCAAGUCAGGACUUCACUAUCGGGUCUGUCUAUAUUGGUGGAUCUACUACAACACCAAGAUACGAUGGUGCCGGAAGUACAUCUGGAUCGGGAACAUCAGGUAGUUCUUACACUACUUCAACAACGUCUGGAGCUGAUAGUACCUUUGGAGGAUCUGGUGGUUCCUAUGGUACUUUAACUACCUCUGGAGCUGGUAGUGGAUUAGGAAGCGGAUGCGCCAAGGGUACCAAGGGAGGUAGCUGUGGUUCAGGUGGAAAACCUAGCAGUGCAGGAGGUCUCGGAGUGGGAGGUGGAAUAGGAGUUGGUUCUGAUAAAUCAGGAGAUGGCUUUGCGACUGGAUCAGUUAGUAUAUUCAAACCUGAUGGAACAACAUCUUCUGGAGACGACAUUAUUGAGAGCACAUUUGGAGCAUCAGGCACAUCUGGUUCAGGAGGUCAGAAAGGAUCUGGAUCAUCAUUUGGAUCUGGUACUGGUAGCGGAUUCGGUACCGGAUCAAGUGGGUCAGGUAUUGGAUGCGCAGGAGGAAAGAACUGCGGAUUGACUGGAGGACCAAGUGGUACUGGAGGUUUUGGAAUAGGUGGUGCUGGAGGCAGCGGAAUAAAUGGAGGAGCUGACAAAUCAGGGGACGGUUUUGCUACUGGAUCAGUUAGUAUAUUUAAACCAGACGGCUCUAUAUCUUCUGGAAAUGACAUACCUGGAAGUACAUCUGGAGGACAAGGUUCAUCCGGUGGUUCUUACUCAGGAGGUCAGAGUGGGUUUGGAAGUGGUAGUGGAUUAAGUGGUGGCCCAACUGGAUCGGGUAUUGGGUGUGCAGGAGGAAAGGGUUGUGGAUCCGCAGGAAGCGGUAGUGGAAGCUUUGGAGCAGGUGGUAUUGGAGGCAGUGGAGUAGGAGCAGGAUCUGACAAAUCAGGAGAUGGUUUUGCUACUGGAUCAGUCAACAUAUUUAAACCAGACGGCUCUAUAUCUUCUGGAAAUGAUAUAUCUGGAAGUACUUCGGGAGGACAAGGUUUAUCGGGUGGUCCAUAUGGUGGUCCAGGAGGUCAGGGUGGGUCUGGAAGUGGUAGUGGAUUAGGUGGUGGCCCAAGUGGAUCGGGUAUUGGAUGUGCAGGAGGAAAGGGUUGUGGAUUAGCAGGAAGUGGUAGUGGAAGUUUUGGAGCUGGUGGUACUGGAGGCAGUGGAGUUGGGGGAGGAUCUGAUAAGUCAGACAAUGGCUUUGCCACUGGAUCAGUCUCUAUAUUCAAACCCGACGGAUCCAUAUCCUCUGGAAACGAUAUUCCUGGAAGUACAGUUGGAUCGGGAGGUUCUUAUGGUGGUCAGGGAGGGUCAGGUUUCCCUGCCGGGUCUGGAGCUGGUAGCGGAUCAGGUGUUGGAUGUGCAGGAGGAAAAGGCUGUGGAUCAACAGGAGGUAGUACUGGAAGUUUCGGAAUAGGCGGUGCUGGAGGUGUCGGAGCUGGCUCAGGUGCUGAUAAGUCAGGCAAUGGUUUCGCGGCAGGAUCAGGUUCAUCUGAUGGAGCUUCAGGAAGCCACCAGGGAGCAUCAGGUUCAUUCGGCGGAUCUUAUGGUGGUUCAGGAGGUCAAGGAGGAUCAGGAGGCCUAUCCGGAAGUCAAGGAGCAGGAGCAGGCAGCUCUUCGGGCGCGUUUGGAAGUGGUGGCGAUUUCGGCCACGGUUUUAGCAGCGGAGCAGGGGGCAGUUCCUUCGGAACCGGGAUUCCCUUCGGUAGCGGAUUCGGUGGAGGGUUCGCUUUUAGUGGAUCCAGUGCUCACAGCGGUUCCGGUUACCAGGGAGUGAAAGGAGGAAGUGGGAGUGGAAACGGUGCUUUGUCAUCAUCGGGUAGCGCCGCUGGCUCUGGAGCCGGAUUCGGGGACUUGUUCAACAAUGUGUUUGGAUCCAAGGGCGUUGCGGGGUCGUUCUCUAAAUCUGGGUCCUUUGCCGGGUCCGGAGCGAGUUCUGGAUCUUUUUCCAAGUCAAACGCAUACUCAAGCGCUUCAAGUUAUUCCAGUGCCACUGCCAAUGCAGGUUCCUCGUCAUAUUAAGUAUUAGGAAUUAUUGUUGUAUUUUUAUCUGUGAAAGAUUUUAUGCUUUAAUAUGUGAUCUUAUUUUUAAUACAAAAUAUAGGUUUUAAGUAUAA